Messenger RNA from Oryctolagus cuniculus (rabbit), 2143 nucleotides. Lineage: Eukaryota; Metazoa; Chordata; Mammalia; Lagomorpha; Leporidae. The record is from RefSeq and is a predicted model, not a curated record.
AUGAGACUUACAGUGUUGUUAAUUUUAUUUUUUCUAGGUGAAGAUGGGAAAGCUGAAGAUGCUUUAGUGAAAUUCAAAGAAUACCAAGACAAACUUUCUAGAUCGGUGAUAUUCAUCAACCACAAAAAACUAGUUAAGGAGAAAAGUAAUAUUUGUGGGAAAACACUUACUGUAGGCAAGAACCAUAUUAUUUCAAAAACACUUUGUGAAUAUAAACCUGAUAGAAAGGUUUUUAAAAAUACUUCAGAAUUAGUCAUUAGAAAUAUAAACCCCAUAAGAGAUAAAGUUGGUGAGAGUAAUGGAUGGGAGAAAUCACUCCUCAAUACUAAACACGAGAAAAUUAAUCCUGCUCCUGCGGUGAAUCUCCACAGACAGACAGAAAGGGAUCUCAGGGGUAAACAAGCGCUUACUCAACAGAAGGUUCAAACCUCAGAGCCACAGCUCAAACAUAAUGAAUGUGAAAAAUCCUUCCUUAUGAAAGAAGUGUUAUUUACACAUCCUAGAGUUCACAAAGGAGAAAGACCCUUUGAAUGCAAUAAAGAUGGCAUGGCCUUCCUAGAAAAGCCAAAUCUUGGCAUCCAUCCACAUCCUCUUACGGAAAAGAAGCCCUCCGCAUACAACAAAUACGGGAAACUCCUCUGCAGAAAAUCUGUUUUUAUUAUGCAUCAGAGAUCUCAGACGGAAGAGAAACCCUUUCAGUGUCCUUACUGUGGGAAUAGCUUUAGAAGGAAGUCGUACCUCAUUGAACACCAGCGAAUUCACACAGGGGAGAAACCUUAUGUUUGCAAUCAGUGCGGAAAGGCCUUCCAUCAGAAGACAGCCCUCACUCUUCAUGAAAAAACACACAUAGAGGGGAAACCCUACAUUUGUAUCGAUUGUGGGAAGUCCUUCCGACAGAAGGCAACCCUCACUAGACAUCACAAAACACACACAGGGGAGAAAGCCUAUGAAUGUACUCAGUGUGGAAGUGCCUUUAGAAAGAAGUCAUACCUCAUUGAUCAUCAGAGAACUCACACAGGGGAGAAACCAUACCAGUGCAAUGAGUGUGGGAAGGCAUUUAUCCAGAAGACAACUCUCACUGUCCAUCAAAGAACUCACACAGGAGAGAAGCCCUAUAUUUGUAAUGUAUGUGGGAAAUCCUUCUGCCAAAAGACAACACUCACUCUCCAUCAGAGAAUUCACACAGGGGAAAAACCUUAUAUUUGUAAUGAAUGUGGGAAGUCCUUCCGCCAGAAGGCAAUUCUCACUGUUCAUCACAGAAUCCAUACAGGAGAGAAAUCCAAUGGAUGUCCACAGUGUGGGAAAGCCUUUAGUAGGAAAUCAAACCUCAUUCGCCAUCAGAAAACUCACACAGGAGAGAAACCAUAUGAAUGUAAAGAAUGUGGGAAGUUCUUCAGCUGUAAGUCAAACCUCAUUGUCCAUCAGAAAACACACAAAGUAGACACCUUGGGAAUUCAGUAAGUGAUGUGACUUUUUUUUAUAAAAACGUUUUAAGUCAUAGCUAACACAUGUUGCUUGCAAGUGUAAUAAUAUUCAACAGUUUAAGGUACUAAAUACUGCAGAACUCACCUACUGUUUGCUACCCAAUAAACACACACACACAUGAUGUUACUAGAUAAAUAAAAGGACAAAGCACAUUGAAAAAUAAAAGCCAACAACUUUUAUUAGAUUCAGCAAACUAAACUCUCCAGGGUCAAAUUGCUAUAAACCUUUAAAGUUGCUUAUUUCCCAUUUUAAUACACACUUUCUGUGAACCUGUAAUAAACAGUUGGCCAACUGGCAGUUGUCCGUGGACUACACUGUGAAUAGAAGUGCUUUAAAAGGAUAUGUGAAGUGUAUUUCUUAUUGCAAAUAUGGAAAAAACUUAGUUGUUACCUCCUCAAAGUUAACCACAGUUCUAACAUUAAAAUUAGCUUUUGUAUAUGAUAAAACUUUAUAUGAAUUGAUUAUAUAUCAUGUAUUCACAUAUGACUUAUUUCAUUUAUCAUUAUGUGUAAUAAUAAGUGUGUGUGGUAAAGGUUCAUUUUAUUUUUAUUCUGUAUAGAAUUAUAUGAGUGUGUCACAAUUUAUACAUUCUACUUGUGAUGAACUUUUACAUCGUUUACAGUUGAGGGUCAUGAUAAAUACUGCUUCCGAGAACAUA